Molecule: messenger RNA, 1248 nt
Organism: Micromonas commoda
Lineage: Eukaryota; Viridiplantae; Chlorophyta; Mamiellophyceae; Mamiellales; Mamiellaceae
Exons: 3
Coding region: 1-1248 (415 amino acids)
Biological process (GO): protein refolding; response to heat
Cellular component (GO): cytosol; cytoplasm
Molecular function (GO): Hsp70 protein binding; ATP binding
Source: RefSeq, a predicted model, not a curated record
AUGCCCGGGCGCCCGAAGGGCGAUACCGAGAAGUUUUACAACAUCCUCGGCGUGUCCAAGAACGCGGAUGCCAACGAGAUCAAGAAGGCGUACCGCAAGGCGGCCAUCAAGAACCACCCCGACAAGGGAGGCGACCCGGAGAAGUUCAAGGAGGUCACCGCGGCGUACGAGGUGCUCAGCGAUCCCGAAAAGAGGGAGAUCUACGACCAGUACGGCGAGGAGGGCCUGAAGGAGGGCGGCAUGGGCGGCGGCGGCGGCGGCAGCCCCUUCGACAUCUUCGAGGCCAUGUUCGGCGGUAACCCCUUCGGCCCCGGCGGCGGCCGCGGCUCCGGCCGCCAGCGCCAGAGGAAGGGCGAGGACGUCGUGCACGGCUUGAAGGUGUCGCUGGAGGAUCUGUACAACGGCGUGACCAAGAAGCUGAGCCUGGCGAAGAACGUGCUGUGCCCCAAGUGCGACGGCAAGGGUAGCAAGAGCGGCGCGUCGGGUCAUUGCGGCACCUGCAAGGGCAGCGGCGUUCGCGUUGUGGUCAGGCAGAUCGCCCCGGGCAUGGUUCAGCAGAUGCAGACGGUGUGCAACGAGUGCCGCGGCUCCGGGCAGGUCAUCAGCGAGAAGGACAAGUGCGGGCAGUGCCACGGCCAGAAGGUGGUGCAGGAGAAAAAGGUCUUGGAGGUGCACAUCGAGAAGGGCAUGGUGAACAAUCAGAAGAUCGUCUUCCAGGGUGAGGCCGACGAGGCUCCCGGCACCGUCCCGGGCGACAUCAUCUUCGUCGUGCAGGAGAAGGAGCACGCCACGUUCAAGCGCAAGGGCCCCGACCUGUUCCUCGAGAAGACCAUCUCCCUCGCCGAGGCCCUCUGCGGCUUCCAAAUGACCGUCACCCAUCUAGACAAGCGCGAGCUCGUCAUCGCCACCAACGAGGGCGACAUCAUCAAGCCCAACUCCUUCAAGGCGGUGUACGACGAGGGCAUGCCCACCUACCAGUCUCCCUUCCAGAAGGGCAAGCUCUUCAUCCAAUUCACCGUCAAGUUCCCCGCCCCGGGCGACCUCUCCGACGACGAUCUCGCCGCACUCGCCAACGUCCUCGGCAAGCCCACCGCGCCGAUCGUUACCGACGACCACGAGGAGUGCACCAUGCACGACGUCGACAUCGAGUCUGAGAUGCGCCGCAACAAGCAGCAGCAGAAGCAGGCCCACGACGACUCCGACGACGAGGGCGAGGGUGGCCAGAGGGUGCAGUGCGCGCAGCAGUAA